This is a messenger RNA of Megalops cyprinoides (Indo-Pacific tarpon), 3090 nucleotides long. It is a transcript of the gene brsk2a, whose product is annotated as BR serine/threonine kinase 2a. The transcript is spliced from 19 exons. Lineage: Eukaryota; Metazoa; Chordata; Actinopteri; Elopiformes; Megalopidae. Gene Ontology annotation, molecular function: ATP binding; tau-protein kinase activity; protein serine/threonine kinase activity. The coding region runs from base 99 to 2741 and encodes 880 amino acids. Gene Ontology annotation, cellular component: cytoplasm. The record is from RefSeq and is a predicted model, not a curated record. Gene Ontology annotation, biological process: protein phosphorylation; intracellular signal transduction; microtubule cytoskeleton organization.
GAAAGAAGUCGCGCAGGUUCCCCAACCACAAUGCUAUUUGAAUCCUAGAGCGCCCCUGUUCAUCUGCAGCAAAAAGAGAAGAAAUCGAGAGUGUGUGCAUGAGAGUGAGGAGGGGGAGAAAACCCUACCUACUCAUUCAGCGAGCGAGAGAGGGAGCGAUAGAUAGCUACAGGGGGAGAACGAGAGAGAGCGACCGGAGGACGAAACUGGGCUGGGGAAUAAAAGAAUUGUUGGACUUGAAAGAAAAGAGAGUUCUGCGUUAUUCUCUGAAUAACCGCAACUGCAUUUUAGAACAGUCCUUAUUGCGUGAAAUAAAAAUGUCAUCGCCGGGUAAAGACAACAGCGGUGCUCAACAUGCCAAUUACGUGGGACCGUAUCGCUUGGAAAAGACGCUCGGCAAAGGACAGACAGGCCUGGUAAAACUGGGAGUCCACUGUGUCACCUGUCAGAAAGUUGCCAUAAAAAUCGUCAACAGAGAGAAGCUCAGUGAAUCUGUGUUAAUGAAGGUGGAGCGAGAGAUAGCCAUUCUGAAGUUGAUAGAGCACCCUCACGUCCUAAAGUUGCACGACGUCUAUGAAAAUAAGAAAUAUUUGUAUUUGGUUCUAGAACAUGUGUCUGGGGGAGAGCUUUUUGACUACCUCGUGAAAAAGGGGCGGUUAACACCGAAGGAGGCUCGGAAGUUCUUUCGACAGAUCAUCUCUGCCCUGGACUUCUGCCACAGCCACUCAAUAUGCCACAGAGACCUGAAGCCAGAGAACCUGUUGCUAGAUGAGAAGAAUAACAUCAGGAUAGCAGACUUUGGCAUGGCCUCUCUACAGGUCGGGGACAACCUCCUGGAGACCAGCUGUGGGUCACCUCACUACGCCUGUCCAGAGGUCAUUCGGGGGGAGAAAUAUGAUGGGAGGAAAGCGGACGUGUGGAGCUGUGGGGUCAUUCUCUUUGCACUUUUAGUGGGAGCACUGCCAUUCGAUGACGACAACUUGAGGAACCUUCUGGAGAAAGUGAAGCUGGGAGUGUUUCACAUGCCACACUUUAUCCCGCCAGACUGUCAAAACCUGCUCCGGGGAAUGAUCGAGGUGGACGCCACCAAGCGACUCACGUUAGAGCAGAUCCAGAAACACACGUGGUACAUAGGGGGCAAGAAUGAGCCUGAACCAGAGCAGCCUGUUCCCCGGAAGGUGUCGAUCCGCACCCUGCCCUCAGCCGAGGACAUUGACCCCGACGUGCUGGAGAGCAUGCACUCCCUAGGCUGUUUCAGAGACAAAAACAAACUGAUGAAGGAUCUUCUGUCAGAGGAUGAUAAUCAGGAGAAGAUGAUCUACUUCCUUCUGUUGGACCGCAAGGAGAGGUAUCCCAGUCAAGAAGACCAGAACCUCCCACCUCGGAAUGAAAUUGACCCCCCCAGGAAGCGUGUGGACUCACCCAUGCUGAACAGGCACGGCAAGCGGAGACCAGAGCGCAAGUCCAUGGAGGUGCUUAGUGUGACGGAUGGCGGGUCGCCAGUACCAGCACGACGGGCCAUCGACAUGGUGCAGCAUGGACAGAGGUCGCGUUCCAUCAGCGGUGCUUCCUCCGGCCUUUCUACCAGCCCUCUCAGCAGUCCCCGGCCUGCCAGAAAGUUUUUUGUUCCCCCCCAGUCUCCAGACCUCCCCCUGUCACCCAACUCUAGCCCCACCCAUUCCCCAGAGCCCCAUCCCAAUAGGACAGGAGCAAUCACCCCCAACUCCUUUCAGCCAAAGACAGGGGCCUUACAGGCCAGUCCAAAGACGCAGACCCUCCCAGCCAAGUCCAAAGUGUCUGAAAAGCCCCUUCAGACCACCCGGUCCAACCCGCUGCCCAGCACAGCUGCCAACCCCUCCACCACCAAAUCAGAGCCCUCCCCGCCCAGCCAGCAGAACCCCCCCUCUGUCCCCAACAGCCCCCAGGUACGGCGGCCACCUCGCACGGCCCCCACACAGCUAUCUGUGCCCUUCACUCAGGUUGUACCCCUGUCCCCCAUCCGGUUGCACCACUUCCACCCGGUGCCCGGCACUGACCAAAACACCAAAUCUAUCCCCAUCAUACAGGUGACCCCCCACCCCUCCCCUAGGGGGAGCCCUCUCCCCACCCCAAAAGGAACACCAGUGCACACACCCAAGGAGAGCCCAGCGGGCACCCCAAACCCCACGCCACCCCCCAGCCCUUCUAUCGGGGGCAUGCCCUGGAGGACACGCCUCAACUCCAUCAAGAACAGCUUCCUGGGAUCACCACGUUUCCACCGCAGGAAACUGCAAGUUCCCACACAAGAGGAGAUGUCCAGUCUCACCCCAGAGUCUUCCCCUGAACUUGCCAAAAAAUCCUGGUUUGGUAAUUUUAUCAACUUGGAGAAAGAGGAACAAAUCUUUGUGGUCAUCAAGGACAAGCCACUGAGUUCCAUUAAAGCAGACAUUGUGCACGCCUUUCUUUCAAUCCCGAGCCUCAGCCACAGUGUGAUCUCACAGACGAGUUUCCGGGCUGAGUACAAGUCCACCGCUGGGCCCACAGUGUUUCAGAAGCCCGUCAAGUUCCAAGUGGACAUCACCUACACUGAGAGCACUGCCGCACAAAAAGAGAAUGGCAUAUACUCGGUCACCUUCACACUUCUUUCAGGACCUAGCCGACGCUUUAAGCGGGUGGUGGAGACAAUUCAGGCACAGUUGUUAAGCACACAUGACCAGCCCGGAGUCCAGCAGCUCUCUGGCAUCAUCCAGAAAACUUAUUAAACCCUGCCUCCUGCUCCCUGUCCUGCCCCCCACUACGCACUACGAGAUGGACAUUUGUUGACAGAGGGCACUUUUCGAGGCAAGUGUGCAAGUUACCAAGGAAACGGACCCUUCAUCCUCAUGCAUAACCCCACCUCCAACCCCUUCAUGCCCCUAACACUGUUCCCUGAAAAGGUGCCCCUUCCUCACCCAGUCUCCUCACCAUUUUCAACGGAAGGAGGACACACUGUAGAGACGAACCUGUGGAACCAGAGAAAAGCCUUAAGAAACAUGUCCAUUACAUGCACAGACUCUCUCUCUCUCUCUCUCUCUUUCUCACACACACACACACACACACACACACACACAC